AGAAUGAGUGAGCAUGAUUUUCGGGAAUGUGUAUUUUUGGAAGGCUCCGUUCGGCGCUACUGACUAGCGUUGCGAUGAUAUGCGACGGUCCAGCGUAACCUGGGCGCUCAGUGCGGGACUUUUAUGUGACCGGUGUAGUGACAAGAAGCCAUGGAGGUCUACCGAAGAUCCUCUGGGCUGCUGCUGCUUCUUGGAUUGUCUCUUCUCGCCACUACCUUGCAGGGUGUGCAAGGUGAGGUCGAGUCAGAAGGUCCUUCCGAAUCCGAAUGCAGGCCGUACAUCGAGAAGGCUUUGAAGGAGCUGGAGGCUGGCGAAGCUACCGUUAUUUCAUCGGCGGAAGAAGGCGAUGGCGAUAGCAAAGAAGAUAUUCCCACAGUAGAGAUAACUACUGACGACUCCACUCACCAAGAAGGUGAGGGAGAAAAUGACGACACUAACGAUGAUAAAAGUAAAGAAAAUGAUCAAAUUGUUUCCGAAAAAAUCGAGCCAGAGGUACGACCCACUGUUAUUCAAAAAAUUGCUUCAUUUUUCCAAAAAGUUUUUCAGAGAACUCCAAGCAAAAAAGAAGGAGCAGCAAAUGACAGCAAGAAAUCUGAAGAUAAGCCAGAAGAUUCUAGUGGAGAACAGACAAUCGAAUCUGAUGAAACCAACAGCAAAGAAAUUGACACAGAUGGUGAUUCUAAAGAAGCUGAAUUACAACAAGAUGUUUCUAAAGAAGACGAUGCAAAUAAUGAAAUUUUAGAAUCUGAAACAGAAAACAUCGGUGACGAUAGUACGGAAGAUGAAGAUAAAAAUGAAGAAAUCGCUUCAGACGAUGAAGAAAGUAAUGAACAACCUGAUUUAGAAAAUAAAGAUGAAGAUGAUGAUAAAGAAGACGUUGAACAGCUACAGACUGAGGAAAAACAAAUAGAAAAUGAACAAAAAGAUGAUAGUAAAGAACAGGUUGACCAAGAUAGUGACAAAAGUGAAGAACGUGGUGAUAGUUUAGAAGAACACAUAGAAGCAGAAAUUCAACAGCAAGAUAGCAAAGAAAAUGAGCAAACACAGGAAGACGAAGAUCAAAAAGACAGUACUGAAGGUCCAAGCCAAAGCGCUGAGGAUAAUGCUCAAAGUGAAGAAAAUAAAGUCCAAAUUGUAGAAGAAAAGAGCGAGACAAAGGAUGAGACUAUGGAACAUACUCAUGAAAAUGAAGAAGAAUACUCCCAAGUUGUUAGAGAUGAUUCGAAAGAAGUUGAAGAGGAUGAUUCUCAAGAAGAUAAGAAAGUUGAAUCGACGGAGGUCCCAGAAGACGAUUUAAAAGAAAAUGAAAAAGCACGUUCAAAAGAAGAUGAAAAAGUUGAUUCAAAGGAAGAUGAAGAUGAUUCAAAAGAGAUUCAAGGAGAUCAAGCUACUACAAUAGAGGAUCCAAAAGAAGGAGAUGAAGAAAAUAUCGGUGGUGGUGAUGAUAGCACAGAAGGCACACAAGACCGAUCUAAAAGGUCUACUGAUGAAGUAGAUUUUAAAGAAGAUCAGUCAAUGGAGGAAACCACAAAACCUGAUGAAAAUGCGAGCGAUUUAAAAGAAGAUGAGAGCGACUCCAAGGAAAAUAUUGAUGAUGAAUCUAAAGAAAAACCAGGUGCACAAUCUGAAGAGCAGGUUAAGGAAGAUAAAUAUGUUACAGAAGAAGUGAAGGGCGAUAGAAAAGAAGACAAAGUAAAAUUAACUGAGGCAGCUGACGAUGAUGAUAAUGAUAAAGAAAAGUCAGCUGGUGAUGAGAAGGAAUCAAAUAAGCAGGAAUCUGUGAGUGAAGAAACGGAAGAUAAUAGAAGCGAAGAAAGUACAAAUGGUGGACCAGUAGAAGAUCUAUCAUUCGAUACAGAAAUUCCAACUGAUUUAAGAUCUAGAGACCAUGUCGAACAAUUACUUAAAGUAGAUGAUGACUCCUCAGAAUCAGAAAAUAUAAUUAAUAAAGUAUCUGAUAUAACUUUAAGAGAUCUCAAGAAACUUUACGAAAACGCUAUCAAGCCCUUAGAAGUUUUAUAUAAGUAUAGAGACUUAAGUAAUAGACAUUUUGGUGAUUCUGAAAUUUUCUCAAAACCACUAAUCUUAUUUAUGGGUCCAUGGAGUGGAGGAAAGUCUUCGAUAAUAAAUUACUUGACUAAUAAUGAAUUCAACGAUACUGCUAUAAGAACAGGUGCGGAGCCUUCACCCGCGUAUUUCAACAUUUUAAUGUAUGGAGAAGAAGCUGAGAUAAUUGAAGGUACCGAAUUAGCUGCCGACUUUACAUUCUCAGGUUUGCAAAAGUUUGGGCAAGGGCUAGAAGAGCGAUUAAGAGGAAUUCGGUUACCAUCUAAAUUACUUGAAAAGGUUAACAUUGUCGAAAUACCAGGUAUCCUUGAAGUAAGGAAACAAGUUUCAAGACUAUUUCCAUUUAAUGAUGCUUGUCAGUGGUUUAUCGAUAGAGGUGAUAUUAUAUUCUUGGUAUACGAUCCCUCAAAACUCGAUGUUGGACCAGAAACAGAAGCAAUUUUGGAUCAGCUUAAAGGGCGAGAACACCAGACACGUAUAAUUUUGAAUAAAGCUGAUCAAGUAAAACCAGAAGAACUAAUGAGAGUGCAAGGAGCUUUGAUUUGGAAUAUAUCUCCUUUGAUGUCCUCUCCUCAACCUCCAAUUAUGUACACAACGUCACUUUGGUCACGACCUUAUGAGCCAUGGGCUCCUGUGAGAUUACUACAAGCUCAGGAGAGAGCUUUUCUCAGAGAUUUAAGAGGAGCUAUUGAUAAGAGAAUCGAAAACAAAAUAGCGAGUGCACGUAGAUUCGCAGUGCGUGUGCGUAACCACGCUAAAAUGGUGGACUGUUAUCUCACAACCUACUACAAUCACAAAUCAGUCUUCGGAAAUCGUAAACAAGUCGCCGAUGCUAUAAUAGAACAUCCUCAAGAUUAUCAUAUUUACGAAGGUCUUUCCACUCUAACCAAUAUAUCUCGUUACGAUCUUCCAGAUCCAGAUGUCUACAGAGAUUUCUUCAAGCUAAAUCCAUUGUAUGAAUUCCAGCAACUUUCCUCUACAUGUACCUAUUUUAGAGGAUGUCCUAUUAAUAGGUUAGAUAUCGCUAUUGCAUACGAUCUUCCGGAAUUACUAGGAACGCAUAGAAAACGGGUAGAAACCGCAUUAGCCGAGGCAGCUUCUGGUACACAACAGCAAACUUCAACGCCUGGUAGUUGAGCUGAUACCUACUAGUUCCAAGUAUUAACCUCACUUGUACAUUCAAGUCAUGUGAAUACUGAGCAACUGAUUUUAUCCUUGAAAUUUGAUUCCAGUUACUCUAAAUGACUCCAAUACCCAAAUUUAAUGCAUCUCAUGACCUUUAAAAGACUGGUUCACGUUUUGGGAUAAACAUCUUAUUUUCACAUAAGACUUCAUGGACUCAUUAAGUUUUAAAACAUCGCGAUAUGUUCAAUUUUCGGAAGUCGAUCGAAACCUAGAAUAAUUAUUACUCGUAAUAUAAAUAUAAGUAACUAGCAAAUUAAACGACUUUUUGAAAAUUAUUGUCACUCGCAUAUUGAAUAUUAAGCAUUAGUGCAACGUGGUCAUUUUGGAACUGAUGUAAACUUAUUUAUGUGGACUUCGAAGACAAUUUAGCGCCAUGCUUACAUAAUAUUUUUUCAUUCUGUUUGACUCAUUUUCGAUCGAAAAAUUGUUAUUAGCUAACUAAUGUGUUCGUUCAGAAUGAAAGAAUGUUAUAUUUAUAGUCUCCUGCCAGUGUGUUGAUCGCAUUUAAGAGUUCUUGCUAUCGGAGUGUUCAUGCAUCCAGCAUUCGAUUUCAAAGAGAGUAGUUUAAAUAUUUUGCCGCCAGAUGUACAAUUCCUUACUAAAAUUUUGAAAAUACUGUGGUUUAUUGUUGUUAUGUGUAGAUUGAAUGUUCAGAGAUAAUUGAAACGUUGUACUUAGUUAUUAUAUCUGUUCUUUUUCAUUCGAAUUAUUUAUGAAUAAUAACACGUAAGAAGACAUUACUAUAUAGGUUAAGUAAAUGAAUAAAAUAAAUAUAUUUACCUUUGUA
Messenger RNA from Diorhabda carinulata, 4039 nucleotides. RefSeq names its product midasin. Gene Ontology annotation, molecular function: GTP binding. The transcript has 8 exons. The record is from RefSeq and is a predicted model, not a curated record. Bases 151 to 3204 code for a protein of 1017 amino acids. NCBI's taxonomy places the organism in Eukaryota, Metazoa, Arthropoda, Insecta, Coleoptera, Chrysomelidae.